AUGGCGAGCGUGCUCAACAACAUCUUCGGGGCCAAGCCUUCGGACGGCCCCGAUGCUGCGCAGGCAGCUGGUGACGCCGAUUUUGCCGACUUCUCCCAAGCCGCCGACCCGUCUCCGGCGCCCGUCGCGCCUGGUGUCUCGUCCGCGAACCCCUUCGGUGCCGCCCAGACCCUGCAGCCCUACAGCAAGUGGUACAAUGUCCACGAACGCCACAGUCUGUCCGAGUUCAAGACCGAGGGUAUCAUCCUGGCCGUGAUCACCGCGGUCUUGCUGCUCCAUCUCGUUGGCGCCCGUCUGAACCGGAACAAGGCGAAGCAGUGGAUUCGCGCCCACACCGCGACGCUGACCUCCGAGUUUGCGUCCGUCGGCUUCUCCGGCAUCCCCCAGCGGGCGUCGGGCAAGCAGGGCGACGAGCUCCUGCAGGCCCUGGCCGACGCGAACGCGCAGGAGGGCGAUGCCCUCCUCAAGGAGAAGAGCCUGUUCGAGUUUGCGACUUAUGCGACCGGCCGCGCCAACGUCGCCUUCCUCGACGUCAAGCUCACCCUGCUCAAGCGCUUCAACCCGCUGACCGUGCUCUUCGAGACCGCCUUCAGCUUUUUCGUCGACAGCGUCGGUGAGAGCCAUGAUGUCCUCGAGGCUACCUUGUAUCCCUUUGACGGCAAGGAGGCUCAGCUCGUACCCGGUCUUCCCGGCGCUGCCGAGCUGCGUGCCAAGGAGACCGGCAAGAGCACCUAUGACGGGUUUGUGUGGGCUCUGGUCCAUAAGGAGCGCAUGAAGCAGCUCCGUGAGGACCGCUACGACGUGUCGCUCACUGUGACCAAGGACCACUCCAGCCUGCCUAACUGGUUGACCGUCAUGAGCGAGAAUGCCGAGGUGACCAACACCCUGCUUACUCCGGAGCUGAUCAAGGCCGCUGAGGCUGCUGGCGACUCGUUUGAGUACCUAAUCGUCUCGGACCAGCCGAUUGACAAGCCCAAGAGCCUCAACGAAAUGACUCCCCGCAAGCGCCUCUUCCUCAAGUACCGCCUGCCCUCAAGCAACGACUACACCAACCUCGUCCCACUCUUCCGGCAGCUGGUGCGCCUGCCCGAUCUGCUCGCGCAGCGGGCCCACUUCCGGCCCGAGACGCUCCGCAAGAUCAAGCAGACGCGCGAGGGCGUGGCCAAGCAGAUCCAGAAGGCGGACGAGGAGAGCCGCGCCGAGGAACGGGCGCUGGAGCGCGAGCGUGCUAAGAAGGCCAAGCGCGACCAGGAACUGAAUGCCCUGGACCCUAAGGGCCAGAAGAAGUAUCUGGAGCGUGAGCGUGAGAAGGAGCUGAAGAAGAGUAUGAAGCGGCAGACUAUGAGGGGGUAG
Dichotomopilus funicola is the source of this 1353-nucleotide messenger RNA. RefSeq lists its product as uncharacterized. Gene Ontology annotation, biological process: endoplasmic reticulum calcium ion homeostasis. Lineage: Eukaryota; Fungi; Ascomycota; Sordariomycetes; Sordariales; Chaetomiaceae. The transcript has 3 exons. Gene Ontology annotation, molecular function: calcium ion binding. Bases 1 to 1353 code for a protein of 450 amino acids. The record is from RefSeq and is a predicted model, not a curated record. Gene Ontology annotation, cellular component: endoplasmic reticulum.